This is a messenger RNA of Ophidiomyces ophidiicola, 1407 nucleotides long. RefSeq names its product Cytosolic iron-sulfur protein assembly protein (gene CIA1). Gene Ontology annotation, cellular component: cytosolic [4Fe-4S] assembly targeting complex. Bases 1 to 1407 code for a protein of 468 amino acids. The transcript has a single exon. The record is from RefSeq and is a predicted model, not a curated record. NCBI's taxonomy places the organism in Eukaryota, Fungi, Ascomycota, Eurotiomycetes, Onygenales, Onygenaceae. Gene Ontology annotation, molecular function: protein binding. Gene Ontology annotation, biological process: iron-sulfur cluster assembly.
AUGGACACACUCCCCGACCGGCUGCACACCACCUCGCUCGCAGCCUCCCCCUCCCCCUCCUCUCCGGGACCCUCCCUGCAGCACCUGGCCGACCUGACGCCGCCGGCGCAAGACCGCACAUGGGCGACGGCGGCGCACCCGCGGCUGCCGCUCGUGGCCACGGCGGCGGCCGACAAGUCGGUGCGCGUGUACUCGCUGGUCAACUUCGCGCUGCUGUCGACGAUCUCGGGCGGGCACAAGCGCGCGGUGCGGGCGUGCGCGUGGAAGCCCACGGCCGCGAAGCCGGGCAGCGACGUGGUGCUGGCGACGGCGAGCUUCGAUGCCACGGUGGGAGUGUGGCGGUACGACGGCGAGGACAAAGACGGCGACGGAGACGGGGACGGCGAGGAGGAAUGGGGCUUCGCGGUGGUGCUGGACGGGCACGAGAACGAGGUCAAGGGCGUGGCGUGGUCGGCGGCGGGCCAGCUGCUGGCGACGUGCUCGCGCGACAAGACCGUGUGGAUCUGGGAGGACCUGGAGGACGGCGAGAACAACUUCGAGACCGUGGCCGUGCUGCAGGAGCACACGGGCGACGUCAAGAGCGUGGCCUGGCACCCGGACCAGGACUGUCUGGCCUCGGGCUCGUAUGACGAUACCCUGCGCGUGUGGAGAGAGGACGUCGACGACUGGGGCCAGGUGGCGUGUCUGCGCGGGCAUGAGGGCACCGUCUGGGGCGUCGAGUGGGAAGGCCGGACGGGCACGCCGGCGGACGGCGACGAGCUUGAUAUCAAGGGCGUGACCGUGCCCGCCGACCCUGCCCCAGCCUCAUCAGCCCUGGAGCCUUCCGGCACUUCCCCUACUCCCCCCUUCCCGCCCGCCCUGCGCCGCCGCUGGCUACACCACCGCGCCCGCUGCGGCCCGCGCCUCGCCUCCUGCUCCGCCGACACCACCGUGCGCAUCUGGCGACGCCAACCGCCGGCCUCGCGCCCGGCCGCAUCCUCGCUCAGCACCAUCCGCGCCGCCAGCCUCGACGAGACCUGGGCGCAGGAGCACCAGCUGCCGGCCGUGCACGCGCUGGCCGUGCACGCCGUGGCGUGGAGCCGCACCACGGGCCUGCUGGCGUCGGCGGGCGCGGACGGCCGCGUGGUCGUGUACCGUGAGCGGUUUGUGGGGAUGGAGGCGGAGGGGGAUGAGGAGGCCGUGCCGCGGACGGUGUGGGAGGUGCUGGCGCGCGUGGACGAGGCGCAUGGCGUGUAUGAGGUUAAUCAUGUGUGUUGGGCCAGGAGGGCGGACCGGCGGAGUGCGAGGCGGAAAGGUGUGUUUGAGGAGCGGACGGCGGAGGAGGAGCAGCAGGAGGAGGAGGAGGAGGAGGUGCUGCUGAGUACGGGGGAUGAUGGCGUCGUGAAGGUGUGGAGGAUACAGUGGUGA